AAAAUGUGUUUGUCACUGCUGCCCAUUCGGAUUGAGCUUUGGGAAGCGGCACAGCGGCCGCAUCCGCUUUGCCAGUCCACUAUCAGCACCGGGAUGGAGCGGUUUGGCCCGCAUCUCACCCUGCUAGUGGCAGCGCUUGCCUGCCUGUCGGCACUCGACCAGCCCGGCAUCUACCGGAAGUAUCUGCGCACGCGCAAACCCUCCCAGCCGGCCGAGCUGCACGUGGAGGAGGUGCUGGAGGUGUUCCGCACCGAGGCGCAACCUUCACGGUACGGCGUGGGCAACGCGCUGGUGAAUCGCUUCCUUGCCCGGCAGCUGCAGCUCCAGCUACAGACCAGUACGUCAACGACGACGACGAGGAGGACCACUGCGGCAACGACGACGACGACGACGACAGAGCGCCCCGAGCACACCACCUUCCGGACGCCGGUGUACGAGAACCAGAACCCGAACUACAACUACCUGUUUCGGCCAUCGAUCACGGCGACCAAAUAUGGCGGCAAGCCGGCAGCGGGCACCAUCGUCAUCAAGGAGGCGGAUUCACUGUCAACGGCGGCAAACAAUACGUCGCCCAAUAACCCCGAGUGUCCCAAACACCAUAAAGCGGACAUAUGGGGCUACUGCCGAAAGGUGGUACAGUUCUGAUCGGUGCUGGCGCUGAUACGACCACGAGUGUUUUUGUUGUUGUUUUGUGUGUGUAUAUAUAUUGGAUUCUGCAAUGUUUGCUUCCUUGAAAAGGGACAAAACAAACAGCAUCGUUGUACCAGUUCUUCCAAGACGCACGACGCAAGCUGGAGCUCAAAAAGCAGACCUACUUUAAACUCUACUCGUCUAUAAACCUCACGUUACCCCUAUCAACUGUUAUCAAUUUACGGCACCGCACGUCCAGUGCUUCUGAAUAAAAGCUACCAUCGUUCUAACUA
Anopheles gambiae (African malaria mosquito) is the source of this 923-nucleotide messenger RNA. RefSeq lists its product as uncharacterized. The transcript has 2 exons. Bases 4 to 645 code for a protein of 213 amino acids. The record is from RefSeq and is a predicted model, not a curated record. NCBI's taxonomy places the organism in Eukaryota, Metazoa, Arthropoda, Insecta, Diptera, Culicidae.